Messenger RNA from Ceratitis capitata (Mediterranean fruit fly), 1542 nucleotides. RefSeq lists its product as uncharacterized. The coding region runs from base 523 to 942 and encodes 139 amino acids. Lineage: Eukaryota; Metazoa; Arthropoda; Insecta; Diptera; Tephritidae. The record is from RefSeq and is a predicted model, not a curated record. The transcript is spliced from 3 exons.
GGAAAUACUGGUAUUUGCUUGCCAUUUUAACAAAUUAUGAGCUCAUAGAAUUUUCAUAUAACAUGGAAGGUUUCAAAAAGAGAUUUAAAGGCAUACAUUGAACAAUAGAAGAGACUGUAAUGUUAAUAAGGGUUCAACUGUGUUGGUAUCUAACCCUUCUCUUCGCCAUUUUGGUGGAUUAUUUUAAUUUUUAAUUUAACCAUUAGCCUUCCAUCACUGUCAGCAGCUGUUUCAAGGUCAACUAUCAGCCUUCAUAUUCACGUCAAUAGAUAUUGUGGAAUUAUUUACAUUGGCGUUAUCUUAUUGUGUGAACUAAUGUGUGGAUUACUUUUAUUUUAAUGCUACAAAAAAGAAAAACAAAACGAACUUCUAGAGAUUUGAUUAACAUUACAUAUUGUUGAUUAUUGGUUCUGCCACAUCACGUGGCAUUCGCGACCGGUAUUACGAGGAAAACAAACAAAACAUACUAAAAAAAAUGUUUAAAAGUGUCUGAAAGUGACGCAACUACAUAACUUUAGCAAAAUGCGGGUCACGGCAAAUUUAUUCAAACCAAAAGCUUCAGAAGUUUUAACUGCUUACCUUAAGCAAUGCAACGAGCCUCCUUGGACGUCUUAUUUUGUAAAGUUCAAAGAUGUGGAGAAUGAUCAGCGAGGUUGGUCUCACUUCAAUUGGACACUAGAGAGUGGCGCAAAUUAUCAUAUACUCCGCACCGGUUGUUAUCCGUAUAUGAAAUAUCACUGCAGCAAGCGGGCUAUUCAAGAUCUUUCGUUGGAGGAUAAGUUUUUUCGAUUUUUAAAAGUAAUAAAUUUGGGACUACCAAUGCUGUUCUACGGACUAGCUGCAAUUCAUCUGAUCUCACACAAAGAAUUAGUUCAUCUGCCAAGUGGAGAGCGGAUACCUAUAUACUUUCUCUAUGCCGAAGAUAAAGGAGCACAGCACUAAUUGAUGUUUUAUACAAGCAAAUAUAUGAAUUUAUCUUUGUUGCUCCUAUCACGUUAUCAAAUAUAUGAAUUUAUCUGUGCUGUUCCCAUCACGAUGUAAUCAUUUUUAUUUCGAUAAUAAAUGUAAACUUAUGUAAUUUUGCCAUAAUGCUUAUAAAUGCAUACAUAUAUUUAUAUGAAAAUAAAAAUAUUAUUUGCAUAAACAAAUUUCAGUUUACAGUAAGUUAGUGCUAUUUUCUGAUUAGCAUUUAUAUUAGCAAAUACAAUGCCUAGAUGAUGUAGGUGCUAUAUAAAUAUAUAAUGAUUUGCGUUUAUGAAAUUGAACAAUGGAGUGUACAGUCUUGCUCCAGGGACCGGUAUUUAGUAUUAAAACCCUUAUGUACAAAAAUACAAAAAGCAGAAAACAUUGAACUGCUUAAAUGUAACUGUCAAAAUAAAGAGCUGAUAUUCAAUUUGCUGGCUGAUUUUUAAUGGGAAGAUUUCGGGAUGUGAAUGGAAUCAGUAACCGAAUAUUUGGCAAUAUGUACUGCCUUGUACCUGGUCAUGAUUUCGAAUCCUGGCCCGACCAACAGCAAAACCUAUAGUAAAUUAAUUUUAAAAA